Molecule: messenger RNA, 1383 nt
Organism: Parathielavia appendiculata
Lineage: Eukaryota; Fungi; Ascomycota; Sordariomycetes; Sordariales; Chaetomiaceae
Exons: 5
Coding region: 1-1383 (460 amino acids)
Source: RefSeq, a predicted model, not a curated record
AUGGCGUCUGUUUGGGGGCUUGGGAGGCUUGGGAAAAGGAACAGCAGGAGAGUGAAGAUUUCAAAAAAAGGCAACCCAACGUCGAGGCCGUUUUUCACGCGGAUCUAUGGCAUUGCGACAGCGCUAGCCGUCACGCUGGCACUCCUUGGUGUCAUUAUAUUUCUCAAAAAGACCCUUCCUAAUGGCUCAACAUCAUCGUUUGCGCUACCCCCUACGCCCACGUUACAGGCACGGGAGGAUGAGGGCAGAUCAGACGGAGGACUGGACGCCCGAGCAGUCCUUACGGUCGGGGAGAGGCCUCCUCUGGAACCAGUGGCAACCAUCAAUUUCCCGAUCGACAAGUUGCUCGACGAGCUACUUUGCUGUGACGCCCACGCGGCCGCAGAUAUCGUCGUCCACAACCGCAACAUCUACCUCAACGACGAUAUCAUCAUCCUCGUCCUCUUCGAGCACUAUCUUCACCACGACUCGUCCCCCCAUGACAGCCACUACACCAAGUUCGGCCUCAAGAACCAUCCCCCCCGCUACUUCCAAGCCCGCAAACACAAACACAUGUCUCGGAAGCACGGUGUCUUGCACGACGAGCCAGAUCAUUGCCCGAGGAGGAAGGAGAGCCGAGCAGGUCUAUUGCAGCACCUCUUUUCACAGACUAGAGGCGUGCUUGACAACAUCGAUGACGCCAACGACGACGACUACUCCUCGAUCUGUCUCUCAGGUCACCAGCCAGAUUACUCCAAGCACCUCAGUCACUUCGACUUCGACAACCAUGACGGUAUCCAGCGCAACAUCUGCGUCGACAACCUCAAGUUUCCUUCCCUCGAACCUCCCAGCCAGUUCUACCAGUACAUCCAUCAUGACUUCAAUAACCUCUACACUCCUAUCAUCCUCCACAACGACAUCCGUCUCGUCAUCCCUAUCAUCCUCGUCGCCACAAACCCCGUCACAAUCAUCAACUGCGCCAACCUCACCAACGACCUCUUCAGAAUCCUCAACCCUGCCAUCCACGGACCCAUCGCCUUCUACCCCAUCAUCCACAGCUUCUUUGAGCUUGCCAUCCACAAUCUUAUCGUCCACAGGCCCGUCAUCCUCGGAAUCCUCGUCCUUGCCGCCCAUGACCUUAUCGCCUUCAACCUCACUAUCAUCAUCAUCCGCGACCUCGUUAUUCCAGCCACGUCCGACUUCGUCACCGUCUGUAUCAUCUCUGUCAUCACCUUUGUCGUCUUCCCUGUGGACGGCGUCGUCUUCAUCCUCUUCCGGCCAAAGCACGCCCUCAACGUCGGCUCCCGAGACUUCAUUGGCUUCAGAAACCACCUUGAGUCUGCAAGCACAGUCGACUGCCUCUGUGACGGGCUCUGCUUCCGGGGCGUUGAGUGGGAUGUCUGA